GUCUGUCAGUGUCAGUCAGGGCGGCGGCGGCGGUUCCCCCAUGGCAGCGGCGGGGCCCGCGGCGGCCGCGACUCCCGCACGGCUCCGGGCGGCGGCGGAGGCGGCGGCGGAGGCGGAGGCGACGGGGGAAAGGCGCGGGCCCCCCCCUCGGAGGCAGCCGGCGGUCGCCAUGGCAGCGCCGCGCAGGUGAGACCCCAAAUCCCCACGGGGUCGGCCGCGAUGGCGUCGCCGGCCGUCAGCCCCGACUCGUCGUCCCAUGAAGCCCUCUCCUCCGUCAACUCGGCCCCGGCGUGUUCGCCCACGUCCGACUCCGAGAACCUCAGCCCCGACGAGCUGGAGCUGCUGGCAAAGCUGGAGGAGCAAAACAGGCUGCUGGAGGCCGACUCCAAGUCGAUGCGCUCCAUGAACGGCUCGCGGAGGAACAGCGGCUCCUCGUUGGUCUCCAGCUCUUCGGCCUCCUCCAACCUCAGCCACCUGGAGGAGGACACCUGGAUCCUCUGGGGCCGCAUCGUCAACGAGUGGGACGAGUGGAGGAAGAAGAAGGAGAAGCUGCUGAAGGAGCUCAUCCGCAAAGGGAUCCCCCACCACUUCCGUGCCAUCGUCUGGCAGCUGCUCUGCAGCGCCACCGACAUGCCCGUCAAGAACCAAUACUCAGAGCUGCUCAAGAUGUCCUCCCCCUGCGAGAAGCUCAUCCGCAGGGACAUCGCCCGCACCUACCCGGAGCACGAGUUCUUCAAGGGGCAGGACAGCCUGGGCCAGGAGGUGCUCUUCAACGUCAUGAAGGCCUAUUCACUGGUGGACAGGGAGGUUGGGUACUGCCAGGGCAGCGCCUUCAUCGUGGGACUGCUGCUCAUGCAGAUGCCUGAGGAAGAGGCUUUCUGUGUGUUUGUGAGGCUGAUGCAGGAGUACCGCCUGCGGGAGCUCUUCAAACCCAGCAUGGCAGAGCUGGGGCUCUGCAUCUACCAGUUCGAGUACAUGCUGCAGGAGCAGCUGCCCGAGCUGAACAUCCACUUCCGCUCGCAGAGCUUCCUCACCUCCAUGUAUGCUUCCUCGUGGUUCCUCACCCUCUUCCUCACCACCUUCCCUCUGCCCGUGGCCACGCGGGUCUUCGACAUCUUUAUGUACGAGGGGCUGGAGAUCGUCUUCCGCGUGGGGAUGGCACUGCUGCAGUUCAACCAGGCUGAGCUGGUCCAGCUGGACAUGGAGGGGAUGUCCCAGUACUUCCAGAAGGUGAUCCCACACCAGUUUGACAGCUGUCCCGACAAGCUCAUCCUCAGGGCCUUCCAGGUCAAAUACAACCCCAAGAAGAUGAAGAGGCUGGAGAAGGAGUACACCGCCAUCAAGAACAAAGAGAUGGAGGAGCAGAUUGAGAUCAAGCGCCUCCGCACCGAGAACCGCCUGCUGAAGCAGCGCAUCGAAACCCUGGAGAAGGAGAGCGCGGCUCUCGCCGACAGGCUCAUCCAGGGCCAGGUGACGCGGGCGCAGGAAGCAGAGGAGAACUACAUCAUCAAAAGGGAGCUGGCAGUGGUGAAGCAGCGCUGCACUUCGGCCACCGAAAACCUCCAGCGUGCCCAGAGCACCAUCCGACAGCUGCAGGACCAGCAGGGGAACCCGCGCUUCAGCGAGGAGUUUGUCACCCACCUGGAGACGGAGUUGGAGCAGUCGCGGCUGCGGGAGAGCGAAACGCUCGGCGCCCUGAAGGAGAUGCAGGACAAAGUGCUGGACAUGGAGAAGAGGAACAGCCUCCUGCCUGAUGAGGACAACGUGGUGCGGCUGCAGGAGGAGCUGCAGGCGCUGGCGCUGCGCGAGGCCGAGGCGGUCAAAUCUCUGACGGAGCUGCAGCAGCAGGUGAAGGACCUCAGCGACAGCUGGCAGGCGGGCCGUGCGGGGGGGCGCUGGAAGGAUUCCCCGCGGCGGAGCAACGCCAACGCGCUGCAGGAGGCGGUGGUGGCAGCGCGGCUGCGGGAGGCUCAGGCCCAGGCUGAGCUGCGGGCGCUGCGGCAGCGGGUGCUGCAACUGGAGACACAGGGUCAGAUCCAGCGCACGGUGCUGGGCCGUGCGGAGCAGACGUGCGCGGGGCUGCGGGAGCAGCUGCGUCUGGCGGCGGCGCAGAGCAAAGGGCUGCAGGCGCAGCUCAGCGAGAGCCACCGGAAGCACGCCGAGGCGCAGUGCAAGAGCAAGGAGGAGGUGAUGGCGGUGCGGCUGCGCGAGGCCGACAGCAUGGCAGCCCUGGCCGAGAUGCGACAGCGUGUGGCUGAGCUGGAGAUCCAGAGGGAGGAGGGGAUGAUCCAGGGGCAGCUCAACCACUCGGACGCCGCUCAGUACAUCCGGCAGCUCAAGGACCACAUCGACGAGCUCAAGGCUGAGAUCCGGCUGCUGCGGGGUCCGUUGUCGUUCGGGGCGGUGGGUUUGGGGCCGCGCCUCGGGGACGACGACUCGUUGGGUUCCUCCGACGAGGAGCUGCCGCCCUUUGCUCUGCCCCACGGGGACAUCGGAGACCUCGGGGACCUCGGGGACAUGGGGGACAGCAGCGACAGCGACGCCGAGGGGGCGCCCACGGCACCGUGACCCCGCGGGGGACGGCGGUGGACCCACGGGGACGUGGGGGAACUUUGGGGGCGUCGGGGGACGGCGGUGACAUCGGGGACGGCGGAUUGGGGGGGUGGAGGGGUGGUGGGGGGGGGGGUGGGGGGCGUCCGGUCACCCCCGUGGGGUCACCCAGGGGGGCGCUGAGGACGUGGAGGGGGACCCGGGGGGCACUGAGGGACAUCUGUGGGCCCCCCGGCACCCUUUGGGACCCCGAAGGACACCCCAAGGGACCCCCGUGGCACCCAGAGGACCCCGAGGGACACUUCGGGGACCCACAGCACCCAGGGGACGCCGAGGGGCACCCAUUGGCCCCAUUGCACCCAGGGGACCCCAAGGGACACCUAUGGGACCCACAGCACCCAGGGGACCCCAAGGGACACUUCGGGGACCCAUAGCACCCAGGGGACCCCAAGGGACACCUAUGGGACCCACAGCACCCAGGUGACGUCGAGGGGCACCUAUUGGGAUCCACAGCACCCAGGGGACCCCAAGGGACGCCCACAGGCCCCAUAGCACCCAGGGGACCCCAAGGGACACCUGUGGGACCCAUAGCACCCAGGGGACAUCAAGGGACACCCAUAGGUGCUGUGACACCAAUGGGACCCCAAGGGACACCCAUAGGCCCCAUAGCACCCAGGGGACCCCUAUGGGACCCACAGCACCCAGGGGACCCCAAGGGACACCUAUGGGACCCACAGCACCGAGGGGACCCCAAGGGACACCCAUAGGUGCUGUGACACCCAUGGGACCCCAAAGGACACCUAUGGGACCCACAGCACCAAGGGGACCCCAAGGGAAACCCAUAGGCCCCAUAGCACCCAGGGGACCCCAAGGGACACCUAUGGGACCCACAGCACCCAGGGGACGCCAAGGGACACCCAUAGGUGCUGUGACACCAAUGGGACCCCAAGGGACACCUAUGGGACCCACAGCACCCAGGGGACCCCAAGGGACACCUGUGGGCCCCAUAGCACCCAUGGGACCCCAAGGGACACCUAUGGGACCCACAGCACCCAGGUGACGUCGAGGGGCACCUAUUGGGAUCCACAGCACCCAGGGGACCCCAAGGGACGCCCACAGGCCCCAUAGCACCCAGGGGACCCCAAGGGACACCUGUGGGACCCAUAGCACCCAGGGGACAUCAAGGGACACCCAUAGGUGCUGUGACACCAAUGGGACCCCAAGGGACACCCAUAGGCCCCAUAGCACCCAGGGGACCCCUAUGGGACCCACAGCACCCAGGGGACCCUAAGGGACACCUGUGGGACCCACAGCACCCAGGGGACCCCAAGGGACACCUAUGGGACCCACAGCACCCAGGGGACGCCAAGGGACACCCAUAGGUGCUGUGACACCAAUGGGACCCCAAGGGACACCUAUGGGCCCCAUAGCACCCAUGGGACCCCAAGGGACACCUGUGGGACCCACAGCACCCAGGGGACCCCAAGGGACACCUAUGGGACCCCACAGCACCCAGGGGACCCCAAGGGACACCUAUGGGACCCCACAGCACCCAGGGGACCCCAAGGGACACCUAUGGGACCUGUAGCACCCAUUGGACGCCAAGGGAUACCCAUUGGCCCCAUAGCACCCAGGGGACCCCAAGGGACACCUAUGGGACCCACAGCACCCAGGGGACACCGAGGGACACCCAGAGGUGCCAUGGCAGCCAAGGGACACCUAUAGGCCCCAGGGGACAUGAAGGGACAUCCAUGGGCCCCACAGCCCGCAGGGGACACCUAUAGGUCCCAGGGGACACUGAGGGACACCCAGAGGUCCCAUGGCAGCCAAGGGACACCUAUAGGCCCCAGGGGACACCGAGGGACCCCCAGAGGUCCCAUGGCAGCCAAGGGACACCUAUAGGUCCAAGGGGACAUGAAGGGACAUCCAUGGGUCCCAUGGCACCAAGGAAACAUUGAGGGACACCUAUAGGGGACACCUAUAGGUCCCAGGGGACACUGAGGGGCACCCAGAGGUCCCAUGGCACCAAGGAAGCAUCAAGGGACACCUAUAGGCCCCAGGGGACACCAAGGGGCACCCGUGGGCCCCACAGCACCCAGGGGACACCUAUAGGCCCCAGGGGACACUGAGGGUCACCCAGAGGUCCCAUGGCAGCCAAGGGACACCUAUAGGUCCCAGGGGACACCGAGGGACAUCCAUGGGCCCCACAGCACCCAGGGGACACCUAUAGGCCCCAGGGGACACCGAGGGGCACCCGUGGGCCCCACAGCACCCAGGGGACACCUAUAGGCCCCAGGGGACACCGAGGGACCCCCAGAGGUCCCAUGGCAGCCAAGGGACACCUAUAGGUCCAAGGGGACAUGAAGGGACAUCCAUGGGUCCCAUGGCACCAAGGAAACAUUGAGGGACACCUAUAGGGGACACCUAUAGGCCCGGGGGGACAUGAAGGGACACCCAUGGGCCCCACAGCACCCAGGGGACACCUAUAGGCCCCAGGGGACAUGAAGGGACACCCAUGGGCCCCACAGCAACCGGGGGACACCUAUAGGCCCCAGGGGACACUGAGGGACAUCCAUGCACCCCACAGCACCCAGGGGACACCGAGGGACCCCCAGAGGUCCCAUGGCAGCCAAGGGACACCUAUAGGCCCCAGGGGACACCGAGGGACAUCCAUGGGUCCCAUGGUACCAAGGAAACAUCAAGGGACACCUAUAGGGGACACCUAUAGGCCCCAGGGGACACCGAGGGACAUCCAUGGGCCCCGCAGCACCCAGGGGACACCUAUAGGUCCCAGGGGACACUGAGGGGACCCCACAGACCCCAUGGGGGGCACUGAUUGGGGGGGGGGGGAGGGGGGGGUGACAACACUGAGGGCCACCCAUAGCACCGCCUGCAGGAUCCAACCCUGGGGACACGGAUAUGGGGCGGGGGGGGGAGAGACGUUCCACCCCCCCACCCCCCCCCCAAAAAAAGGACCCGGUGCCAUUCCUGCACCCAACGACCCCCAGGAAGUAAUGGGGACCCCCCCCCCAAAAAAAAAAAGUGGGGGUGGCCCCGGGAUGGGGUUGGAUCCCCCCCCCCCCAUUGCUGUUUAUACCCUGUACAGACAAAUACACUGUGGGCCAACGGGACCCCAAAAAACCACA
Messenger RNA from Gallus gallus (chicken), 5696 nucleotides. RefSeq names its product ecotropic viral integration site 5 like (gene EVI5L). Lineage: Eukaryota; Metazoa; Chordata; Aves; Galliformes; Phasianidae. The transcript is spliced from 20 exons. The record is from RefSeq and is a predicted model, not a curated record. The coding region runs from base 220 to 2568 and encodes 782 amino acids.